AUGCUGCCGAGCCUUGCGCGUAAGCUGUCGACGGCCGCGGCGCAGCGGUCGUCGCGCCUCGUUGCGCUCCGCGAGCAGCUCGCCGAGGAAGCCAUUGCGCUCAACGAGGCCAAGAAGAACAAGCUCGACGCGACGUGGGGUGACAAUGUCAUCAAGGCCGAGGACCUCGACUCGCUCAUGGCCUCGCCCGACUCGGUCAAGCCGUCGCGCAAGCCCAACGCGAGCAACCGCAAGCCAAGCUGGCUCAAGGCGCAGCCGACGUCCGGCGACAACUACCUUCGUCUGCGUGACACGGUCCGGUCGCUCGGUCUUGCGACCGUCUGUGAAGAAGCGCGGUGCCCCAACAUUGGCGAGUGCUGGGGCGGCGGCAAGAACGGUACCGCGACCGCCACGAUCAUGCUCAUGGGCGACACGUGCACGCGCGGCUGCAGUUUCUGCGCCAUCAAGACCAGCAAGCGCCCGCCGGCGCUCGACCUCGACGAGCCCGACAAGGUCUCGCGGGCCAUCGCGUCCUGGGGCCUCGACUACGUUGUCUUACGAGCGUGGACCGCGACGACCUCCCGGACGCUGGCGCGCAGCACUUUGCCUCCACGCUUGCUCCGCGAGCGCCUGCCCGAGAUCCUCAUCGAGUGCUUGACGCCCGACUUUUCCGGCCGCGUCGAUCUCAUCGAACAAGUCGCGCUUUCAGGCCUCGACGUCUUUGCCCACAACGUCGAGACGGUCGAGCGCAUGCAGCGCCGCGUGCGGGACCAUCGCGCCAACUACCGCCAGUCGCUGGCCGUCCUCGAGGCUGCCAAGAAGGUCAAGCCGACGCUCGUGACCAAGACGUCCAUCAUGCUCGGCGUCGGCGAGAAGCCUGCUGAGGUUCUCCAGACGCUCAAGGACCUGCGCUCGUCGGGCGUCGACGUCGUCACGUUCGGCCAGUACCUUCGCCCGUCGACGCGCCACAUGCCUGUCGCCGAGUACAUUAGCCCCGAAACAUUUGAAGAGUGGCAAAAGGUCGGCGAGUCCAUGGGCUUCCUCUACGUCGCGAGCGGCCCGAUGGUCCGGUCGAGCUACAAGGCCGGCGAGUUUUCCUCACCAACCUCCUCCGCGACAAGAAGAAACAAGCCGCUCUGCAAUAAACGAUGCCUGUUAUGA
Messenger RNA from Saprolegnia parasitica CBS 223.65, 1140 nucleotides. RefSeq names its product lipoyl synthase. Gene Ontology annotation, molecular function: 4 iron, 4 sulfur cluster binding; lipoate synthase activity. The transcript is spliced from 2 exons. Lineage: Eukaryota; Oomycota; Saprolegniomycetes; Saprolegniales; Saprolegniaceae. The coding region runs from base 1 to 1140 and encodes 379 amino acids. Gene Ontology annotation, cellular component: mitochondrion. The record is from RefSeq and is a predicted model, not a curated record. Gene Ontology annotation, biological process: lipoate biosynthetic process.